Lycium ferocissimum is the source of this 1565-nucleotide messenger RNA. RefSeq lists its product as uncharacterized. Bases 200 to 1168 code for a protein of 322 amino acids. Lineage: Eukaryota; Viridiplantae; Streptophyta; Magnoliopsida; Solanales; Solanaceae. The record is from RefSeq and is a predicted model, not a curated record. The transcript is spliced from 3 exons.
GGCAAGCAGCAAAACUAUAGAGAGAGAGAGAAACCAAUUGUUGGACGCAAACCCUUUCUUCUCUCUCCUCCAUAUAUAUAUAUAUUUUAUUUUAUUUUGUUUUGUCAAAAUCAUAUUUUGAUAAAUCGAUAGAUAUAUAUAUACAAGUGCAGAGAAACCUAGUACUAUUUUUGUUCGUCGAUUCGUAGGUUAUUCAGAAAUGACAAAACCAAGCAAGGUGCAACAGGUAACUGAUUUCCAUCACCAUGAUUUGCUGUCUUGCCGCUCAAAAAUGUGCAAGAAGAUUCACCAAAAGGAGAAACGACCAAAAUCAUCAGAGAAGAAAGAAUGGGAAGGGGCAACUUGCGCAGUUUGCAUGGAGCAUCCUCACAAUGCAGUGCUGCUGCUGUGCUCUUCUUAUGACAAGGGAUGUCGUCCUUAUAUGUGUGCUACUAGCUAUCGUUUCUCAAAUUGUCUUGAGCAGUACAAGAAAGCAUAUACUAAAGUCACUUCAAUUGAGGGCUCUGAACCAGGGUUGCUGUCAACUGAUGAUCCUAAUUGCUCGUCAGGAGCAGGUUCGUUUGCUGGGGAUUCAGUAGCUCAACUCCUAUGCCCACUCUGUCGUGGACAGGUAAAGGGUUGGACGGUUGUGGAACCUGCACGUAAGCAUCUAAAUGCAAAGAAGAGAACAUGCAUGCAUGAAAAUUGCUCAUUUGUUGGAACGUACAAAAAGUUAAGGAAACAUGUAAGACGGGAGCAUCCUUCAGCAUGCCCCCUUGAAGUAGACCCUUCACUUGCAGAGAAAUGGAAGAAGCUUGAGCACGAGAGAGAGUUGAACGAUGUGUUUAGCACAAUCAGAUCUGCCAUGCCUGGGGCAAUUGUAAUGGGAGAUUAUGUAAUAGAGGGUAAUUUCGGAGGCCUCCAUAGGAAUUUUGGAUUGGAUAACCAUCUCGAUGAGACUGUUUUUAGGUCAGAACCUUUUGGCAGUCGCUGGAAUGAUAAUAUCCACUCAGAUGAUCUUUUCGAUGAUGGCUAUCAGUCAUUUGAUUCGGAUGAUUUUUUCGCCCAUCAUUCUGGCACUGGGGCUGCAUCUAAUGUUUUCAACAGAAUCUCUCGACUUCACAGUAGGCUCUUAUUGGGAAGAUCAAGAAGGCGGCAACGUCAUCGAGCCAGUAGCAGAAUUCGGUGAUUUAUCAGAAAAAAAGGUUUUCAAGAGUGGUAGGGAUGAUGACGCAUGUUUUUAGAGGAUUGAUGACACUGCUUGCAGCAAUUUGGAGUUCCUUUAGUUGCCUGUAAAUAGGAACCAGAUUGCAUAGUAAAGUAAAUUCAAGCCUCCUCCCUACUCCUAGAUGCUUUAAUUUCAUGAAUUAGGCGAUAGUUUCAUAAAAUCAGGUAACUUCAGAGGGAUUUUUUCUCUCUAUUGGAUAUAUCGAUCCUUCAGGAAAGGAGGGCGCGACAUUGGUGCAUGGGGUUAAUUUCCUUAAACUAUGAACUAGUAGUAUUUUGCCUGUAUCGUCUUUGUUCUGUGCUUUUGAUGAUUCUUGUAAGAAGCUUAUUUGAGAGUCGUACUGUUCUUUAUGUUUUUA